Messenger RNA from Aspergillus welwitschiae, 342 nucleotides. Its product is annotated as LYR motif-containing protein. The transcript has a single exon. Gene Ontology annotation, cellular component: mitochondrial matrix. The record is from RefSeq and is a predicted model, not a curated record. The coding region runs from base 1 to 342 and encodes 113 amino acids. Gene Ontology annotation, biological process: mitochondrial proton-transporting ATP synthase complex assembly. Lineage: Eukaryota; Fungi; Ascomycota; Eurotiomycetes; Eurotiales; Aspergillaceae.
AUGUCCACCGCAAUCAAAACAAGCUACCGCGCCCUCCUCCGCGAACUCCCCCGCCGCACGCUCUCCACACCCACUCCCCUCCAACACCGCCUCCGCGACAUGUACACCACCAACCAGCAACAAUCAAGUGUCGCGGACGCAGACGCGCAAGAAGCUCUCCGCCAACAUCGAAUCGAUCAGGCAAACCAGUUCGCUAUUUACGCUAAGGCGCAGCGCGUGUAUGCGGAGCUCGUCGAGAGAUAUAACCCCGGUACUACGCUCGAUGAGGAGGAGAGGAUUCGGUUGACGGCUAGACGGGUGGGUUGGGAUCUGCCUGUUGAGGCGGGGAAGAAGGAUGAAUAA